AUGUUUUUUUGGGGAAACAAGAUCAACGGUGUAACUUUCUCUGCAGCAAAAAAGACAAAAGUAUCGUUGACUCAUAGAAAGAGACUUUGGGAAGUCGCCGAGGACAACAUCACCUUCACAGAAGAGGACGUCGAUGGACUUCUAUUUCCACACAAAGAUGCCCUGCUAAAGAGGGAACUGGACCGUUUGCACAAUGAAUAUGGUGCUCCUAGUGUCUACUCAAUUAUUGAAGAAAUGCUCGCACUUACUGAAUGCAAGCGGACUUUGUCUCUACUAUUAAGGCUCAGAGGAGUUUGGUGUAAAUACAGGGUGAAGGUAAGUACUUACCCUUGUCAAGAGCGAACGAGAUCCUAUGCAAAUGAUUUGCUCAUUUGUAUUGCCAAAGCUGUUGGAAUAGCAAAUGAGCAAUCACAACUGAAGAAAGAAUUUGAAGAAUUCAAGAGAGGAACUGCAAGUAGUGAACAAGGGAAGAACCUGGCUGAGACAUUACGGAUGGAAGAGAUCAUUCUAUUACUAGGCAAGGCUGAUUUGCUUACAACUGCAGAAGAAAAACAGACAAAUUAUUUGACUAAAAGAAACUCUUUGGGUAGGCAACCAUUAGAACCUUUGCAAUCGUUUUAUUGUCCGAUUACUGGAGAUGUCAUGGAAGAUCCGGUGGAGACUUCUUCCGGGCAGAUAUUUGAAAGGGCAGCGAUUGAGAAGUGGUUAGCAGAUGGCAAUAAGCUGUGCCCCUUGACCAAAAAUCCCUUGAAAAGAUCAGAUCUCAGGUCCAAUAAAACGCUGCGUCAGUCAAUUGAAGAAUGGAAAAACAGAAAUAUCAUGGUCACGAUUGCUUCCCUAAAACAGAAAAUUCAGGCAAACGAUGAGGAAGAAGUGCUUCAAUCCUUGCAGAAGUUGCUGGAGUUUUGUGUAAGGAGUGAGCUGCAGAGAGAAUGGAUAGUGAUGGAAAAUUACAUUCCAGUAACUAUAGAUCUUCUAUCUGCAAAUAAUACUGAAAUAAGAAAGUCUGCUUUAAUGAUACUUUACGCCCUCUCAAAGGAUAGUGAAGAAGGCAAGGAAAGAAUAGGUACAGUAGAUAAUGCUAUUGGAUUGGUGGUGCGAUCCCUUGCGCGCAAGCCUGAAGAAAGCACAUUGGCUUUGCAACUGCUUUUGGAGCUAUCGAGAAGUAGUAUAGUUCGAGACUUGAUGGGCAGUGUCCAGGGUUGCAUCCUUCUACUUGUUACUUUCAUGAAUAGUGAUGACUCUGUAGUUGCAAACCAUGCAAGUGAGAUUUUAAAGAAUCUCUCUUUCCUUGAUCAGAAUGUUAUUGAAAUGGCAAGAUUAAAUUACGGUGAACCCUUGUUACAACACCUAUGUUCAGGAACUGAAAGUAAGCGUAUGUCCAUGGCCAAAACCUUGUCAGAGAUCGAGUUGAGCGACCAGAUUAAGCUGUGCCUCAUAGAAAAAGGGGCACUGAAGCCACUUCUUGAACUUCUCUCUCAUAGCAAUACAGAGAUGAAAAGUAUUGCUGUCAAAGCACUUCAAAGCCUUUCAACUGUCACACAAAAUGGUCAGCUGAUGGUUAAGGAAGGUGUCAGUGACCUGCUGUUUGAACUACUAUUUUGUCACACCUUGUCAAAUGAAAUACGGGAACAUGUUGCAGCAACAAUUAUGCAACUUGCCAUGUCAACAAAUUCGCAAAGAUCAGAGGAUGUUCAGGUUUCACUGUUGGAGUCUCUUGACGAUAUUUUUAAACUCUUUUCUCUUGUAUCGUUGACUGGAUCUAACGUGCAACAAAGCAUUCUUCGUAUCUUUCAAGCAAUGUGCCAAUCUCCUGCUGGUUCUGAUAUCCGGACUAAACUGAGACAGAUUUCCGCAAUUAAGGUACUAGUCUACCUAUGUGAACUUGAUGACCGUAAGGUACGAGCUGAUGCAGUGAAACUCUUCUAUUUAUUGGCAAAAGAUGGCAAUGAUGAUACUCUCUUAGAGCAUGUAAAUAGUACCUGCAUUGGGAACUUGGUGCAGAUCAUCAGAACUUCGGAUAAUGAAGAAGAGACUGCUGCUGCGUUGGGAAUAAUCUCCUACCUUCCUCAAGAUUGUUCAAUGUCUCAGCACCUUCUUGAUGCUGGGGCGCUUGAUGUCAUCUUAGACUGUUUACGCGGUAGAAAUGAACAUGCUUUACCAAGAAAUGAAGUUGUAGAGAAUGCUGCUGGAGCUCUUUGCCAUUUUACUCUUCCAACAAAUCCAGAAACACAAAAACAAGUUGCUGAAGCUGGUUUUAUUACUCUUCUGGUAUCCCUACUAGGGUCUGGCAGUUCCUUGACUAAAAAGAAUGCAGCCACUUGUUUAAAGCAGUUAUCAGAAAGCUCGUGUAUUCUGAGCAAGCCGGCUAGAAAAAAUUGGAUGUUAAGCUGUUGUAUUGCAUCACCGACACAUGGCUGUCCUGUGCACUUAGGAAUUUGCAGUGUUGAAUCCACAUUUUGCCUUGUAGAGGCUAAUGCUCUCAGACCCCUUGCGGAAGUGCUAGACGAACCAGAUCCUGCAGCUUCUGAAGCUUCUUUAGAUGCAAUCUUGACUAUAAUUGAAGGUGCACAACUUCAGAAUGGUUCUAAGCUACUUGCAGAAGCUAAUGCCAUUGCUCCAAUCAUAAAAUUGUUGAGCUCAUCCUCUAUCGUUUUACAAGAAAAAGCUCUCAAGGCCUUGGAGAGGAUAUUUCGAAUGAUAGAAAUGAAGCAAAAGUAUGGGAUAUCAGCGCAGAUGCCACUUGUGGAAAUCACUCAGAAAGGAAGAAAUGACAUGAAAUCUUUGGCUGCAAAAGUUCUAGCUCACUUAAAUGUACUUCCUGAACAGUCUUCCUUUUUCUAAUGCACGCUCAAAUAUUCGAAAAGCAGUAUACUCAUGAGAUGAGUAGAUCAUCUAGACUGAACUAUAGCACACUCAUGCCAUUUGUUUUUCUGUUUUACUUUUUGGAACUGUUUAGUGCUCACAUAUUUUAGAGUGGGGUCUGUCAGAUAUGAAUUCUAGCUUUGCCUUUGUAAUAUUUAAGUUUGCCGCUAGGCCUGUUGGCGUGAUGUUGUAAUAGCAGAUCUGGAGAUCAAGGGGUGAAAUUUUCGUUAUCUGCGACAGUUCUACUUA
Messenger RNA from Nicotiana tabacum (common tobacco), 3114 nucleotides. The record is from RefSeq and is a predicted model, not a curated record. NCBI's taxonomy places the organism in Eukaryota, Viridiplantae, Streptophyta, Magnoliopsida, Solanales, Solanaceae.